Messenger RNA from Cyclocybe aegerita, 1020 nucleotides. The record is from the annotation of a GenBank genome assembly. NCBI's taxonomy places the organism in Eukaryota, Fungi, Basidiomycota, Agaricomycetes, Agaricales, Hemipholiotaceae.
AUGGUCUCCACCUCAUUCGCUCGCCUCGCUCUCUUGGCCUACUUCGUCGGCACCACCGUUGCUCUUCCAUCCAAGCCGAGCGCCGAGUCAGUUCACCUCUACAGACGCCAGGACGAGCCCAACCCCAACGGCCCGCUCGAAGGGUGGACCUAUGUUGGGUGUUUCACGGAUAUCGCUUCUUCGCGCACGCUCCUCGAGGCAGUCACCGUCGACCCGGUACUGACACCCGCGAUCUGCACCGAAUUCUGCCAAGGAACGACCACCGCCCCGACCGGAUUCAACUUCGCGGGCACCGAGUUCACCUCCGAGUGCUACUGUGACUUCAACAUCCAGGGUACCGCGACCCAAGUCGAUGACGAAGAAUGCAGCUUCGCCUGCGCGGGCGACCCGACGCUCAACUGCGGUGGCUUUGGACGUGUCAGCGUCUACACCAAUGGCGGGGCGCCACCCACGAACAAGGAGCAGGUCGGUACUUGGGUCUUCUCAGGAUGCCACACGGACGCGGUUGGGGGCAACGGACGCACGCUCCUGGAGCGCUUCGACAUCCCCGAGGGCACCAGCAUCGAGAGCUGCACCGCUCAGUGUGAAGCCACGGGAUACAGUAUCACCGGUCUGGAGUUCGGACGCGAGUGCUGGUGCGGCAACGAGUUCCUCGUCGAAGACACGGAAGCCCCGCUCGGCGAGUGCUCUAUGACGUGCAUCGGCGACCACACGGAACUUUGCGGUGCUGGAAGUCGCCUCUCGGUGUAUAUCAACACCGUCGUCGUUGAACCGACCGUUGAGCCGACUCCUGAUCCCACCGUUGUUGAGCCAACCCCCGACCCAACUAUCGUCGAACCUACCCCAGAUCCCACCGUCGUCGAUCCUACUGUCGUAGAGCCGACCAUCGUCGAGCCAACGGUUGAGCCCACUGUUGUCGAACCCCCUCUCGAGCCUACUGUCACUGGUCCCGAGGAGCCGCUCCCGACUGUCACCACCGAGCCUGAUGUGGAAGUUAGGGAGGCUGCUCGUAGGCAGUAG